CAGCCGCCCAGGAGGAGGGCACUGUCCCCAAGACAGGCAGGGAUCCCCUCCCAGCGCAGCUUCUCAGGGUCGCUUCGCUCAUGGACGUGCUGUCUCCCGCAUGCUCAGCUCUGGUGUGGCCAUUAGGAACCUGUUUGUCAAGGUGAACUCUGGUCCUGCCCGGCGCUGAGUAAUGGUGUCUGUCUGCAACAGAGAGCGAGGGAGGAGGAGGAGGAGGAGGAAGAGGCAGAGGGGAAAGAAGCAGGAAGGCCAAGGAGCAUUGUGCAAGGUUUGCUUUCUAGCCUUCCCGUGGGGCAGGCGACCAGCCCUGCUGCAUCAUCUGGCCCUUGAGGGGAUUGCAAGGCUGACAGCAUUUGCCUUUGACCCCAGAGCCCCAUCAGAAAAGCAGCUGGUGCAAUCAUCUUCCCUGCAGUCCCUUCACCAAAUGGGACUUGCUACAGCCCCAGGGCGGGGCAUCACAUUGCCCCACUGAGACCAUGGCCAAAAGGCUGAGCCAUGAGCCGGAGGCAGACUGCCCGGUGUGCUGGAACCCCUACAACAACACCUUCCGCACCCCGAAGCUGCUGCAAUGCCACCACUCCUUCUGCAUUGAGUGCCUGGCACAUUUAAGCCUGGUGUCCCCUAUCCAGAACCGGCUACAAUGCCCACUGUGCCGCCACCCCACAGUGCUGCCCUCCGACCAGCCUGUCACUGAGCUGCCCACCAAUGCCGCUGUCCUGAGGUUGCUCAGGCUGGAACCCAACCACAUCAUCCUAGAGGGGAGGCAGCUGUGCCUGAAGGAUGAACGGAAGUCACGCUACUUCCUGCGCCAGCCCCGCGUCUACACCCUCAACCUGGGGACAGAGCCAGGACCGGGACUGGAGACCAGGGUGGGUAACUCCCAGGCUUCCCCUAGACGAACCCCUCUCCCCAGCCAGUCCACACUGCGGGAGUGUCUCCGUAACCCCCAGUUCCGCAUCUUUGCCUAUGUGAUGGCCAUCAUCCUCAGCGUGAUGCUGCUGCUCAUCUUCUCCAUCUUCUGGACCAAGCAGUUUCUGUGGGGUGUGGGUUGAGGACUUGCCAAGCAAUGGGUCCUGGAACCCAGAUAUCUGCUCACUGACUACAGAAGACUUCUGCUGCUAGGCAUCUGCUAUGGGCAGAGGAAGCUGGCUACCCUCCCCAGCAUCAUCCUGACAGGCUCUGGCUAAUGGGCUUUACCCGAUUCCUUUUCCGUGAUAAUUCCAGUCAUGAGCUACACAGGGAGGGCCUGGCAGAGCCUUCCAGGCACUAUGUGCAGAAAGCACCAUAGUGGAGACAGAGGUGGUUGCUGGAAUAGUCCCUGUGGCUGGCUCAUGUUUAAUGCCCACUCUUCAUCUGCUUCCAGUCACAA
Molecule: messenger RNA, 1369 nt
Organism: Gavialis gangeticus (Gharial)
Lineage: Eukaryota; Metazoa; Chordata; Crocodylia; Gavialidae
Gene: RNF183
Product: ring finger protein 183
Exons: 2
Coding region: 477-1052 (191 amino acids)
Biological process (GO): protein ubiquitination
Molecular function (GO): ubiquitin protein ligase activity
Source: RefSeq, a predicted model, not a curated record